AUGGCGUUACUGGCGGGUCUACGAGAAGAGGAGCUGAAAAGAUUCUUGAGCGAGGAAGCCAAGAUUUUGACAGUGCGUCAUUUAGAACGAUUCCAGCUACAAAUUACAGCUGUUUCAAGAGCAGGAAAAAUCGUUCGUGGAGUGCUCGAUCAAAAAUCUCGGAUUACAAGAGAAUGGUUGCUUCGCGAGAAGUACGAGACUCCGUAUAUCGUUGAAUUGCCCAACGAUCAUCCAGUUGUCACCGAAAGUGUCAGAUAUAGCGUUUCAUUGCCACGUGGCAAACAACCAAUUGUAUUGAAAUACGAAAAUCAGACAGCGUCAACGUCUUCUGAAAUGAAACCAAAGGCCAAGAGAAUCCGAACGGCUGCUCAUCUUCUUGGAGAUAAAGAGGAUUAUUGUUGUAAAAAUUGCUUCAAACGUUUCACCAGAAAAUUCAACUUGGAACGGCACGAAAUCGAUUGCACACCACAACCAUUCGUCUACCAAUGUCCAGUAUGUCAUCGGAAAUACCACAAGAGUCGGUAUUAUGGGAAGCACAUUCUACAGCACGAAGCCGAAGAAAAUCAACAACAACGAGAGGCAAAAUCCAGAAGACUCGCCAUCGAGCAUUCGAGCAUGGAAGAAAUCCGAAAGAAGGCUGAAGAAUCCGUUAAUAAACUUUCGAUUCCAUAUGAGUUUGGUGCAUUUCUUUAG
Molecule: messenger RNA, 693 nt
Organism: Caenorhabditis briggsae
Lineage: Eukaryota; Metazoa; Nematoda; Chromadorea; Rhabditida; Rhabditidae
Exons: 5
Coding region: 1-693 (230 amino acids)
Source: RefSeq, a predicted model, not a curated record